This is a messenger RNA of Bufo bufo (common toad), 1154 nucleotides long. RefSeq names its product zygote arrest 1 like (gene ZAR1L). The record is from RefSeq and is a predicted model, not a curated record. Gene Ontology annotation, cellular component: cytoplasm. Gene Ontology annotation, molecular function: mRNA base-pairing post-transcriptional repressor activity. The transcript is spliced from 4 exons. Gene Ontology annotation, biological process: translation. Lineage: Eukaryota; Metazoa; Chordata; Amphibia; Anura; Bufonidae. Bases 100 to 1020 code for a protein of 306 amino acids.
CCACAGCGCCCCUAGUGUCGGUUUGUGUGCCGGCAGGCCCUACAGGUGCUGGGAUGUAAUGAGCGGUGAUUAGCGGGUGACCGGGCCCAGCUGGGGCUGAUGAGGCCCGGCCAGGAUAAAGCUGAGGCCGCGCCGGCCCCGCACGUCAGAUACAAACUAAUGGCGGCCUUCAUGUGCGCCCCCUAUAACGCCUACCACAGCUAUGGCGGGAGUUUCGGGCCGGCUCCUCCCGGGACCGUCCCGCAGCCCCCGGCCAGGAACAAGCAGGCGGCCUGGAAGACGGGCAAGGGCUCCGAGGCCGCCGACUACCUGGACAACGUCCAGCGGGCGCAGCUGAAAGCCAUCCUGUCCCAGGUGAACCCCAACCUGACCCCGCGGCUCCGCAAGGCCAACACCAAGGAGGUCGGGGUGCAGGUGAACCCGCGGGUGGACGCCGGGGUGCAGUGCUCCCUGGGGCCCCGCACGUUACGCAGGCCUCCCGUCAGCGCCGCCAAGUCCGAGCCCGUGCGGUUCACUCGGCCGGUGGCCGUGUACUCCCCGGUGGUGGACGGCAGGGUGUUCUCUCUACCGCAGGGAGGUCGGGCUAUCAGGAAGGGUCCGGCCGUCCCCGACUACAAGGAGGCGGAGGAGCAUCUGCAGGAGAGCGCGGAGAAGAGGCCAGAGGCCGAGCCUGAGAAGGAGCCUGACCAGAACACGGCCGCCUUCCAGUUCCUGGAACAAAAGUACGGCUACUUCCACUGCAAAGACUGCAAAACCCGAUGGGAGAGCGCCUACGUGUGGUGCAUUUCUGGAAGCAACAAGGUCUAUUUUAAACAACUUUGUCGCAAGUGCCAAAAAGGAUUCAAUCCGUACAGAGUGGAAGCAAUUCAGUGCCAGAGCUGCUCCAAGACUCGCUGCUCCUGUCCACAGAAGAAAAGACAUAUAGACCUGAAGAGGCCCCACCGCCAGGAACUGUGUGGUCGCUGCAAAAACAAAAAGCUCUCGUGUGACAGCACUUACAGCUUCAAGUAUAUCGUCUAGAGGAGCGCGGCUUCAUCUGUACGACACGCACUUUGCUCGAUGCAUGUAGCACUUUGUUGAAUUGGCGCUGAAUCCUGGCUUUUGACCCGGCACUGGAAAAUGUACUAAAGUUAUUUUUUGUCUGUCUUGUAGCG